ACCUGUGGUAAAGUGCUGAGGCAGCUCGGUGUGUUGCACUGACCUCGCUGCACAAAAAGACCUGUCCACCGUGAGCAUAUUUCUACUGCAAAGAUCCUAUGCCUGAAAUGUCAUAUGGGAGUGGAGGGAGGGGGUAUUGAUUGUGUGUUGCCCAAUUUCAACACAGUCUGUUUGGCAAGCUUCUGUUGCCAUAACGACUCCGCCGUGGGUUGCCUUCCUUAGUCAUCAGCCUGUGAGCAGCCCUAUUGUCUGUGGGAGUCUUCCUCAGUCACAGCGCAGAAGGACAACAAACCACCGCUAUGUACACUGUAGUGGUAGUGACAAAUCUUUCAUUGAUACUCGGCUGUGUUUCCAGAACUCCGUUUAAUAACUUUACGUUUAAUCCAAGCGUUUCAUUCCUGGAUUCUGGAUUAAAAUGAAAUCUUCCAUGAGCUGCUUUUUGAUUUAAUGCCUCUGCUGAAGUCAACACCAGAGCAGGACUUCUUAACACCAAAACGGUGUUGAACCAGGCUUUACACAUGAAAACAUGGUCCAGUAACUGUCAGAAAUCAGUCCCAGUAAGCUUUGUAACAGAUGGUUUAUCAUUUACAGAAUCUCAUUUAACUAUGGAGCCAUUAGAGAUAGAGAAUGAAAUGUGUGGGUGUAAAGGAAUUAGGCUUCCCUCAUCAGUCAGUGUAGGCAUUUAAUUUAAUUCAAAUUUGCUUUAUUGACAUGAUUAGAAUUAAGGACAGUAUUGCAAAAAGCAAUCAUCAAAUAUCUGUAACAAACAGUAAAUGUUGUACUUUAGUUGAGUCCACAGUUGUCUAUGACCUCUGUAUGAGUUUUAGGGUUAACUUGGCCUUUAUCCCUCACUGUCCUCCUUUUCUUUUAUCUGUAAGGGUUAUGGUCAUCUUUUAGCUGUUUUUGUAUUCUGUAUUUGUUUUUGUUUUGUAUCAGUUAUUUAUUAAUUCUUAAAAUGACAUUUUAUAUUCAAAAAAACAAAAAAAAACAUGUAAACAUUGAUAUUUUGAAUACAAAUGUGUAAUAAUCUGUUGGCAUUCAUCUCAAAGCCUUAGGUUGAUUGGCUGAGUCAUAAAAUCCACAUUAAAAUCACCACUAAUUGUGCAACUCAUAAUUUAUAGCAACCACUUUGUUGUUGCUGCUGUUCAGGAACGCGCGGGCUGUUUCUAGGCAGGAAACCAACUUAUUAUUGACUGAAAAGAUUAACUGCGUAUGAUUAAUUCCCCCCUCCGCUGCACCUGUGUUUUUACAUGUUUACCAAAUCCAAAAGAUGACCAUUCAAGCAUCACUAAUGACCACUCCCCCGUUACGGAGCACAUUCCUGUGUCUGCUCCCCAUCCCGCAACAACCUGGAGGAGAGAGAGCGCAACUACAUCACUGCCCCUGCCUCCUCCUCACAGCGUUGGUCGCCAUCCAUCCUCUCUCCUCCUGUACCAUAACAGAUGGUGGGAACAACAUUGCAUCCACCGGGCACCACAACAAUAGACCGCAGCAUCCAGUCCAGACGACGCUGGCCUCGCACCAUCAUGCUCCUGGUGCAGGACCGCGUGAGGCUGUGAGUGCCGUCGUGAUUUAUUUCACGCGGUACCAACACCACCGCCACGGCCACGGAGGAACCUUCUUGCGACUGUUUGGGCUCUCCAUCGAGCGGGGAAGAUGGCCGCUAUGAAAAUAUUAACCAGCACGGGGCUCUUCUUGGCGUUCUGUGCGCUGGGGCUGCUCGCCAUGGCGAUUUGCACCGAUUAUUGGUACGAGACCGACGCGAGGAGGCAUCGAGAGAGGUGUAAAAACUAUGCCAACAAGCGAAACGACCCAGGUUACAUCUACAUUUCAAACCACAACCUCCCCCUCCAGAUGCCUCCAAAGAGCCUGGAGAGGAAAGGUAACGGCCCAGAUGCUGGGGCUCUCAUCAGGGGGAAGCGGCACUUUCUGGCCGCGGCGUCUGCCAUGGAGUCUCACUGCAGUCGGCAGUUUAACUCCACCAUCUCCGGGCUGUGGAGGAAGUGUCACCGGGAAGGAUUCGACCUGGAGACUGAGGACCUUAUUUACAAAGGGAUAAUUCAGAGAUGUACCCCCGUCAAGUAUCACUACUCUUCGUCCAUCCUCCCGCGAAAUUUACCCAUCAACAUCACAAAGACCAUACGACAGGAUGAGUGGCAUGCACUCCAUCUAAGAAGAAUGACGGCCGGCUUUGUGGGCAUGGCCGUGUCCAUCAUUCUUUUUGGCUGGAUCAUUGGAGUGCUGGGAUGCUGCCAGCAGCAUGACCUCAUGCAAUAUGUAGCUGGGCUACUCUUUCUCAUGGGAGGAACAUGCUGCAUCAUCUCCUUGUGCACAUGUGUGGCAGGAAUCAACUUUGAGUUAUCCCGCUACCCCCGCUACAUGUACGGCCUCCCUGAGGACAUUAGCCAUGGCUAUGGCUGGUCCAUGUUUUGUGCCUGGGGGGGCCUCGGUCUCACAUUGCUGGCUGGCUUCCUCUGCACCUUGGCCCCGUCCCUGAGCACGCCCGCUCGCACGACAACCCACAAGCCGAGGCAGGAGAACGGAACCGUGUGACAGGGCCGAGGUGUAAGUCGUGAAGCGAUUGACCCACCGAACGCACAAAUCGCACCCCUCCAACCUUGAUGUGCAACUCUGAAACUUUUUUUUUUUUUUUUGUCUGAUCACCAUCUCACACCACCCUCGACAUCGCCAUCCCCCUUCAGUGUUUUCAGUGUGCCUGAGUUGUGGUAGAAGGAGCAAAGUAACAACAAACUUCACGCACCUAAUCUCAAAAAUUCCAGAGGGACCUCCAGGAACAGCAAGAUUACCACCUACGUAACAUAUGACUGAGGCACGGCUCUCACAGCACAAAUAAGACAUUUUUUUGGUCCAGAUUUUUGACAUGCUGACUUUUCGGUGAUCUAAAGGUGACUGUUUUCUCUAAAGAGAAUUUGUCUUAAAAUGGUGCUCUCUUAAAAACAUAAAGCCACAUACUCUCCCACACAGCACACACACAGACACACACACACACACACACACACAGACACACACACCAGCUUUUUCACACAUGCUCAAUUACUCUGGAUGAGUCAUGAGAGAAAUCCUCCAAAAGGAACAAACAUACAAAUAUCAGGCAUCCUGUCAGCAUUCCUCUUUCAGUCGAGUGACGUGUGCUGUGUUAUUGUUCGUAAUGAAAAAAAAAAUCCAGGCGUUGACUGCCCAUUGCUUAUCUUUAGUGUAGCACACUUACUGAUAUCAAACAUGAGCCCCGGGGGUAGAAUGUCUGCACUAAAUGGAUCUAGCAGCGUGGUCAGUUCGAUAAAACACACAGAAGUAAAUUUGCAUUGAAAAGCAAAUUGUUUGAUGCUUCUUUAAAGAUUCUCUAUGUACAAAUGCAUCUCUAUGUAGAUCCAGAUCAUUGUUUGUGUAAAGUAGAUUUUGAAUAAGAAUGUUUGUUUUCUGUUUGUUUAGAGGCGAUAAUGGCUGAAAGUACAGAGAAGAUAAAGAGCGACAGGAUUGCGCCGGGGAGAAUGAAUCUAUUAUGUAUUCAGCAGCGUGAAGGUAUUUUGUGGUACCAAAUGAAAAGGAGAAAGAAGUAGAAGAAAGCAUUAAGUCACAGUAACUGCUGAGCUGUGACUUAAAGCUGCUGUGCUGUUACCACUCUGGCAGACCCAGUUGUUUGCUGACAGCUGAAUCAUAACCUGACAAGAGCAAAACAAGAAACCAAACUGUGGAGGAAGUAUUUGAUUACUCCAUUGUUUACCCUUAAUAUUGGUCAGCCGUUUUGUGUAAUGCAAUGAAUACAAGCAAGUUAAGCAAUUUUAGAAGAAGAAAAAAAUGCAACUUCAGUGACCCCACUUAAAAAUGAAAGCACAAGCUGUAUUAGUGCUCAUGUGCACUGAAUACGGUAACAUAUUAACAUAACACAGUGGUAGAAGUCCAAAGUUUCAUCAUGUCCUGACUAAAAUCUGGCUUUAGGGCAUCAUUUAUGGAGGAACAGUUGUUUUCUUUUCUUUAUACGUGGGUUAGACAGAACAAUCGGUAAAGGCGCGUUUCAUGACGUUUACUUGCAGCCGGCGUGUAAUUCAGUUUACACACUGAUGUUUCAUGUCAACCAAACAAAUUACAUGUGCAAACUUCAGGACACAAUAAUUUGCCAGUAGACUGAAUCAUUAGCUUCUGCUAAACGCAUGAUAUUUCAGUCUACAGAAGGCAGAGGAAAAACACAAAGAGUAACUCAGAAAAACGUACUGAACCACAAUACAAGGCACAACAUGUAUAUACUUUAAAAACAAAAACAAAACUAAAGUGUCAAAAUGAAGUAAUAAGUCCACUCCAGUUUGAUUGACCUGUGGAACACAUCUUGUGUCAUCUCUUGAUCAAUAAGAUACAUAUUUAUAGUAUCCUAACUUACAAAAUGCUACACCACAUAUUAGCAUGUGAUAGGAACAUGAGAAUUAUUCCAUUUUUCUAUUAGGAAUUCAACUGUUGGAUUCAAAAUGUAUCCAAAUCUUAUGUUUGAAAAAGCACAAAUAGUGAUUUAGAAGGCUCUUAACUACAGAGACGUACAUUAAAAUGUCUAAUCACCGUAUGCUCAUUUUGUGUUUCAAUUGUGACGUGUUCACAUGGCCAAAAUGAACAGUGAAGUAAACUGAAAAUCACAUGUAUCCAUUCUAAAAUGGCUUCACACUGAAGUGUAUUUCCAACAAAUAUAAAAAAGCAGAUACAUUUAGUUGGACAACGGCUGCAUUUUUGAAAACAACAAAAUAAGGAGUAAAUAGUUGUGGUACACACCUACAACUGUGUGUCAUUAGUACAAAUCAGUAAAAUGCACCACCUCUGUUUACCAACCAACAAAAGUUUACCAUGCAUAGUAUGUAGUAUGAGAUGGGACCAUAUAAAAGGUUUUGAGUGCAGAAGGUUUGGUUUGUUCAAGGAAAUGGAAAAACAAUUCUCCUGGUGACAGUUUUGGAUGAUAAUAACUCACAGCAGCCAGUUUUCUGUUAUGCAAAUAAGAUUAUUUUUUCUUCUCCCUCCCCCAUAAAUGUUGAUUGCUGGAGAUGAGUCAUGAGAUAUUUUAUCAGCUCUGUCAACUAAAAAAAAAAAAAGGUGUUAUAAUGUGUGUUGACAACACUGUAUGUGAUGUUCAGUCCUUUCACCAUCACCAUUAACCUCCUCAUGAGGCUACCACUUUUCUCAAGUCAAGGAAAUUAACUGAGGCAUGAUUGAAAAACUGUAUCUUCAGUGUCUUGUUGAAUCUUUGCACUUUGCUGGGUCUCUGUGAACCUGAGGUCUGAGCAGGAGGAGUUAUACAUUAUAUGUUUGCAAGGCCACAUAUAGGAGCAAAAAGAUGAUCAGAGCAUGUGAUAAGCACAUAUGAGUUUGGGUUUAUACCAUGUUGUGCGUUUAGGGUCAGUCGGUCCAGGCUCUUAUCAUGAAAAAAAUAAAAGGAAAUAAAAAACAAGGACAUGCCAUAAAUAUAAAAAAUAUUUAUAUUUACGGUCAUUACACUGACACUUGUUAGUGUAUUUUCUGACAGACUCACAGAAUACAAAGCUGUUUGGUGUUUUGGUUUUAUAAAAUUUUAAGUUCACACCCAAACUGAUACACAGUAAUUUAAGUAUUACUGUAAGCAGUAAACUGUAAUGUAUAAGUACAUGGUGCGAGUAUAAUGUGUUGUUAGGACUGAAGCACAACUGCACACAAAUCUUACAAAGUUUGUUUUUUCUUUUCUUUUGUGUGUGUGUAUUAUAGGUGGGAAAAUCUGCCUUUUCCAGUAAUGAUGUGCCACUACUGCACAUGUGCAGGACUUUGUCAAAAAGUAUUACAAGCAAAGAUUUUAAAGCACAUAUUUACACCCCUCCCCCCGCCCCUCUCCUCCCUCCCCAAACUCAAACAGUCAAUUUCAAAGCACAUAACAGUGUCUGUAUUUUAAAACUAAGAUUUUGUCAUUGAUUGGACUGAGCUUCAAAACAGAACAACAGCAGCACACAGUAGCAAGAUUUACAAAACUUUGAAAAAAAAUCACGUGCUUUAGAGAACAAAUGAGGUCGGCACAGUGUAACAAUGUAUUUGAAAUUGUUGUAAAAUCCCUAUCAAGUGGCAACUUCCUGUGUUUCAUGAGGAACUUAGAAAUGUACUCUGUGCAAUGAGAGAUGCCCUGUGAAAACGCCGCCAUUUAGAGUGGCACUUGUUUCAGUAGCACAGCUAUUAUUUUCUACAAGUCAUUUAUACUGGUUCAAUCCACUGCAGAUGUUAUGUGGGGACUACAAAAGACAUUACAGUCUUGCAUGAUCUCAUUACAGCUAGUUUCUUUCAAUAUAUUAAAAACUUGUGUCCAUUUUUAAUUAAUUUAUUUUACUGAAAUAAAAUAUGUAAUUACUAA
Molecule: messenger RNA, 6364 nt
Organism: Lates calcarifer (barramundi perch)
Lineage: Eukaryota; Metazoa; Chordata; Actinopteri; Centropomidae
Gene: tmem276b
Product: transmembrane protein 276b
Exons: 4
Coding region: 1657-2553 (298 amino acids)
Cellular component (GO): membrane
Source: RefSeq, a predicted model, not a curated record